GGUCCCACGGGCUAAUGUGUCCGCCAGCACUCCUGCAGGAAUGAAUGAUGAUGCACCAGACGAGGUCCUUGACGAGCUGAGGACCAGGCCCAUUGGAGGAUGGGGCAUCGCUCAGAUAGCUGCUGGCACUGGGCUGGCUGUGUACACCAUGUGGGUGGUAAUCGUCCAGCCAGGUUUUAGAAAAGUCCCUCUGAGGCUGCAGGUUCCCUACAUCCCAGCAAGCAAAGCUCAAGUAGAUAAUGUCAUGACACUGGUGAGAGGUCGAAAGGGAGGCCUGGUGGAUUUGGGAUCUGGUGACGGUCGCAUUGUCUUGGAAGCCCACCGGAAGGGUUUCACUCCUGCUGUUGGUUAUGAGCUCAACCCUUGGCUUGUUCGAUUCGCCCGCUUUCAUGCAUGGAGAGCAGGUCUUCAUGAAAAUGUAUCGUAUCGGCGGGAAGAUCUCUGGAAGGUUGACUUGACAGAAUGCAUGAAUAUCACCGUGUUCUUGGCACCCAGCGUGCUUUCAUUAUUGCAGGAGAAGCUGCAGGCUGAGCUUUCUGAUGAUGCCUUAGUUGUGGCCGGACGUUUUCCCUUCCCUGACUGGAAACCCUGCCGGAUUGAGGGCCAGGGUGUGGACAGGGCCUGGGCCUACAGCAUGAAAGCACAAAGACAGCAUGCUCUCAAGAACAACGACAACCUCACAGUCAUGGAUAGCGACAAUGUUGCAAACUAACCAAGGAGAAAUUAUUCUCUUGAAGCUACAUGUACACAACAAAUCUUUUUCCCUCCUGUAACGGCAACGUGGAAUCAUUAAAUUAUAAAGCUGCUGGUAAGAUGUGAAUAUCCUUUAUUGGAUAAGGGUAACUUUAAGGACAUAUUACAUAAAUACAAUUUAAGACUUUUUGAUUACAUCUGCAACAGGAUGUUUCCGAUAAGCCGUGUAUGCAUAUGUUUGUGCUGCUUUUUUACUCUACUGUUGUACUGAAGUGAAAAAUUGCAAUGAUUUUGCAGAAAUUAGCAGAAAUGCUCUCUUCUAUAUUUUUGAUGGCUUGAUUGUCUAAUUUCUACAUUGUCAACAAUGUCUGAACUCCACUUUUAUACCAGAAGUUCCUGAUUGAGGAUUUCUGUGUAACUAACUGAGGAGGAACAUGCUUUUGAAAGUUGUUUUAUCUAUAGUUUUGUGUUUUCUGUGUACUUAAUGUUUCUUACAAAUAAAUAUUAUUAGACAUC
Messenger RNA from Pleuronectes platessa (European plaice), 1209 nucleotides. It is a transcript of the gene antkmt, whose product is annotated as adenine nucleotide translocase lysine methyltransferase. Gene Ontology annotation, cellular component: mitochondrion. The transcript is spliced from 6 exons. Lineage: Eukaryota; Metazoa; Chordata; Actinopteri; Pleuronectiformes; Pleuronectidae. The record is from RefSeq and is a predicted model, not a curated record. Gene Ontology annotation, molecular function: protein-lysine N-methyltransferase activity. Gene Ontology annotation, biological process: regulation of mitochondrial ATP synthesis coupled proton transport; peptidyl-lysine trimethylation; positive regulation of proton-transporting ATP synthase activity, rotational mechanism. Bases 41 to 712 code for a protein of 223 amino acids.